AUGGCUCUCGAUGUCCUCGCCGUGGCCCCUCUCUACCAGGGCCCUGACAUCAACAGAAUGAGGCUGACGGCAGAGCUGUCCAAAAAGCCGGCCUCCCCGCUAAAACCCUUGGUCCCCUCGAAGUCCAAACUCACCACCAUCGAGACCAAGAGGGUCAUGUCCGUACUGGACGAGACCAUCCACAAGGUGGAGCUGGUGACCCUGCUCUCACACUUGGCUUCCAAGGACGAGGCUCUGGAGGGGAUUCUGGGAGGGGACGUCAGGAGGGCGGUGAGAGAGCACGAGGACCUGUGUCGCAGCCUCCUGGACAGUGUCGCUUACCUGCAGGAUAAGGAGAGGCGGCUGCAGGAGGAGGAAGAGUCUGAGGACGAGGGAUGGCUCAGAGACCGCCUCCUCUCCGUGCAGCUGCAGAAAUCCAACCUACUGCCGCUCAUGGAGCACAUCAGAGAGUCCACCAAAGACGUCCUGAGACUCUUGCUCGAUAACCCGCAGGCGGCAAAGCUCUCGGAGACGCACGCGCUGGGCAGAAGCGCAGAAGCCCAGCGUUUUAUUGACUGCCUGAUGGAACUGCGGGGCUUCCUGUUCGAGAAGCUACUCACCAGCCCCAUGGAAGCCAGAGAGAAGACUCAGUUCAUACAGGAUGUCAGUAGACAGAACAGGAGGAACCAGGACAUCAUUGAUGCGCUGGAGAAUGAGUUGGCGGCGAGCAUGAAGAACAGGGACGCAGAGGUGGAGAAAGAGAACUUCGUGAUCCAAGAACUGAAAAACCACCUGCACCAGGUGCUCAGGCUCUCCGAGAACAACCUCCUUCGCACCAAGCGGGAGGCCGAGAAGCAGCAGAAGGCAGACUUCCGGGCCUCGCAGGCCAGGGUGGCCAAGAUCCAGCAGGAGAUACUGCUGCUGAGGUCACAACACCACAACCUGGUCGUGGAAAACCGGGAGGCAGAGCAGGCGCUGAGGAAGAAGAAAUACAAAGUGGAGACGGAAAUCGAGAACUGGAUCCAGAAAUACGACAUGGAGAUGGGCGAGAAGCAGGACGAGUACGAGGAGCUCGACAGCAUCCACAAGGAGGAGAAGGUCCAGCUGGAGGAGCUGAGGCAGAAGUACAAGGUGCUCGUGGAGGAGUUCGCCCAGAUCCGGGCCGAGCGGGAGGUCAAUGCCAAGAAGAAAACGGAGGCCGAGCAGGAGAUGCUGCGCAUGGUGCGGGCCGCCACGCUCAUCCAGGCCGUGUGGAAGGGCUACCUGGUCCGUUCCGUGCUCAGGUCCAGGAAAAAGCGAAGCCAGAGCAAAGGGAGGGGCAAGAAGGGCAAGGAGAAGGGCAAGGGCAAGGGCAAGGGCAGGAAGUGA
Molecule: messenger RNA, 1347 nt
Organism: Puma concolor (puma)
Lineage: Eukaryota; Metazoa; Chordata; Mammalia; Carnivora; Felidae
Gene: DRC10
Product: dynein regulatory complex subunit 10
Molecular function (GO): protein binding
Source: RefSeq, a predicted model, not a curated record